Molecule: messenger RNA, 243 nt
Organism: Sorex araneus (European shrew)
Lineage: Eukaryota; Metazoa; Chordata; Mammalia; Eulipotyphla; Soricidae
Product: small proline-rich protein 2E-like
Exons: 1
Coding region: 1-243 (80 amino acids)
Cellular component (GO): cornified envelope
Source: RefSeq, a predicted model, not a curated record
AUGUCUUAUCAAGAGCAGCAGAGCAAGCAGCCUUGCCAGCCUCCUCUGGCAUGCCCAACACAGUGCCCUGAACCAUGUCCACCUCCAAAGUGCCCUGAGCCCUGCCCACCACCUAAAUGCCAUGAACCUUGUCCACCACCGAAAAGCUCUGAGCCCUGCCCACCUCAACAGUGCCAGCAGAAGUGCCCUCCUGUGCAGCCUCCUCCACUGUGCCAGCAGAAGUGCCCACCCAAGAGCAAUUAA